Messenger RNA from Talaromyces stipitatus ATCC 10500, 1249 nucleotides. RefSeq lists its product as uncharacterized. The coding region runs from base 140 to 937 and encodes 265 amino acids. The transcript has 3 exons. The record is from RefSeq and is a predicted model, not a curated record. Lineage: Eukaryota; Fungi; Ascomycota; Eurotiomycetes; Eurotiales; Trichocomaceae.
ACUUUCUUUAUUUACUCAUCGAGAUUUAUCCCUAGACCACCUUCAACGGAGGCAUAUAAGACUGUUGAACUGAACUUCGACUGCAGUUGUGAUAGACGAAAGGAACAGCUCGCUCGUCGACAGAUAUAUUUUCACAAACAUGGCGCCAACACCAGCCUACUUCCAUGAUCUCGCCAACUCGAUGAUUGUACGACGCAGUCUAACAAAUGUCAACCACACACAAGCCGUCACACUGGGCAUAAUAGCGGUAUAUGUGGUUGUGAUUGCUCUAUUAUGGAAUCUACCUUAUAUUCGAUGGUCCCUUUGGCCGUUCAAGAUGCUGGUCAUAGCAUUCCACGAAUUCGGCCACGCCAUAACAGCAGUCUGCACAGGCGGCCGUGUCAAAUCUAUAUCCCUCGACCCUCAUGAAGGUGGCGUAACGCACAUGGUGGGCGGUAAAAGCGCGAUCACUCUUCCAGCCGGCUAUCUGGGCUCUUCACUCAUUGGCGCAUUGCUGAUAUUCUGUGGCUUCGAUAUUGUCGCCAGCAAAAUCGCGAGUAUUGUCUUGGGGGUGUGUUUUUUGCUUACUUUGUGGUGGGCACGGAAGGAUUGGUUGACUAUUGUGACUAUCCUGUUGGCGGUGGGAUUGUUGAUUGGGUUUUGGUUUAUUGCACAUGCCGAGGCGCUUCGGUUCUUGGUGUUGUUCAUCGGCGUCAUGUCCUGCCUCUACAGUGCAUGGGAUAUCUGUGACGACCUCAUCCUCCGCAAAGUCAAUACUUCGGAUGCCAGUGUCUUCGCGAAACGUUACGGUGGCUCCUCGCAAUGCUGGGGUGUCAUCUGGUCGCUGGUCUCAGUAGCAUUCAUGGCUGCUGCUAUUGUUGCUGGACUCGCGGCGUUUAAUCAGAGUUUUGCGCAGCAGGAGAGUGAUUCUAGUCAUUUCAUUCCGACAAAGAUUUGAAAUGGUGUGUCUUCGGCGUGCUUUGUUUAGCUGGGAAUAUGGAGCAAAUAUGGGCGUAGCUUUGGUAUAGCGGAGUUUGAUUAUUCAUUUAUGAUGAUCGAUGGUUUUACGACGUUUUAUGACCCUUUAGUCCCUACUCUUCGGUCUUCUGGUAUCCCUAUUUCGGUGGUGGGCUUACGUUCGUUUGUUUUUUGCUUCCCCAAUGAUAUCACCUUAUGUUUGUGUUCACGAAACUGCAAUGCAUCUUUUAACACUGUUACAAUUAGCUGAAGAGGCCUACCUAGGUGGGUACUUGAGCAGCUCAGCCGACUC